AUGGAACCGUGGAAGGAGCUUGCAACACAUGAAGACUUUGCUAAUCCGCCAAAAAGAGCCGAACAUCUUCAUAUUCGAGCUCACAACAAAUAUCAUCGGAUGGUCACAUUGGCGUUGAUCUUAACGAUGAUAACGAUGACAUCGAAGAAAUACGUCCGCCUCCUCGUCCCAUGGGAAAGGACAAAGCAAAUGCUCGAGGAAAAAAAAGGAAAAGCAACAUCAUCAAAUUUUUCAGUUGGAACGGAGCGGUCAACUGGAUCGGAGGAAAUGAUGACACAUUGGCACAAUCGAACACACCUUUGGAGAAGCAUACGGCUGAAACGGUCUGACUCAUAG
This is a messenger RNA of Lactuca virosa, 336 nucleotides long. NCBI's taxonomy places the organism in Eukaryota, Viridiplantae, Streptophyta, Magnoliopsida, Asterales, Asteraceae. The record is from the annotation of a GenBank genome assembly.